Messenger RNA from Vigna unguiculata (cowpea), 1823 nucleotides. RefSeq names its product BTB/POZ domain-containing protein. The record is from RefSeq and is a predicted model, not a curated record. Gene Ontology annotation, biological process: protein homooligomerization. NCBI's taxonomy places the organism in Eukaryota, Viridiplantae, Streptophyta, Magnoliopsida, Fabales, Fabaceae. Gene Ontology annotation, molecular function: protein binding.
AUAAUUUAUGCAUUAAAUCUGAGACACCAAAAACGAACUAACCAGAAAGCUUUGAAAAAACCAGAAGAAAACCUGUUCGUUAUUUUUGCUUCUUCAUCUCUUCUGUUCGAUUAUGGAGGAAGAAAGCACUUCAGUGGAAUCUAACACUGCAAACGAGCGCAUAAAGCUCAACGUGGGUGGAAAGUACUUCGAGACAACGCUAUCCACGCUCCGCUCCGGCGGCCCCGACUCUCUCCUCUUCGCGCUCUCGAACCGGCGCUCGACCGACCCGAACCCGGUUUUCAUCGACCGUGACCCGGAGAUCUUCUCCGUCCUCCUCUCGCUCCUCCGCACCUCUCACCUUCCCUCCACUGCGCGCCGCUUCUCUAAACAAGAGCUCGCGGACGAGGCCCUCUUCUACGGCAUCGACGCGCACCUACGUGCCGCCACCGCGCCGCCUCCAUUCUCCGGUAUCGACGCCGCCCUUGCCGCCUCAAUCCGCCCAGCCUCAGAGGGCCUCCCCUCCUCCUUCGCGGCCGCUGAUUCCGGCGCUGUCUGGAUUGCCCAUGGUGGUCAGAUCUCCGGCUACGACUCAACCCUCACACACUCCGGCACUGUCCGCACUCACCUCGACGAAAUCGAUUCCAUCUGCCGCGUCUGGCCCGAGAUUGCCGCUAUCGGGUCCAUGUCCGACCCCGGCCUCCACUUCUACAACUUCUCCGGCAGCCGCCACGUCGGAUCGGUCCACUGGACAGAUCCUCUCGAUCCACGAAUCUUCAAGGCGCACGUCAACGCGAUAACCGCUUCAGAGAAUACCGUUUUCGCUUCAUUCGAUUGUCCUCACAGAGAGAAUUGCAUCCUCGAAGUGGAUAAGUCGAAUCUGCGGACUGUGAAUCAGUUUGCUCGGCAGUCCGGGAACCAGGCGAAGAAUAUGGUUCCCGCGAAGCUGACGUGGAUUCCGGCGACAGGAGUUCUCGUCGGUAGCGCGGUGACCGGUGGUGCUUUUGGUUUCUCCGGCUAUGUCCGAUUAUGGGACCCGAGGUCUGGGGAGGUGGUUUGGGAGACGAACGAGCCUGGUGGUUCGGGACGGAGCAGCCGGUUCGGGGAUUCGUUUGCUGACGUGGAGGCUGACGUGGAGGGAUUGUUGCUGUUCAAGUUGUGUUCUAAGUCGGGGGAUUUGGCUAUGGCGGAUAUGCGGUUUCUGAAGGAUGAUCCUUGGAUUUAUCUAAAAGAGAAGAACGCUAGUUUGGUGAGUUGUGGUGAAGUGAGGAAUAGUGUGGUGCACUGUUACCGGGGGCAAGUGUUUGUGGCCAGAGAAGGUGGGUUGGAGGUUUGGUCAAUGGUGGAACAAAGGGAAAAUGUUGUUGUAAGAAGCGAGAAUGAGAGUGAUGCUGAAGGGUUUUAUAGGAGGAAUUUUGUGGAUAAAAGAGAGGAUUCAGAUAGAGGGAUUAUAAAGAAGAUUGAAGGUGGUGGCGAUAGGUUGUUUGUUAGUAGAGAAGAUGUUGAGGGGAUUGAAGUUUGGGAGAGCUCUCGUUUCUCUGGAGCUAUUUCUGUUUUGUGACCAGGGAUAGACACUUUCUUAGGUAGGAUUUCUUCACGAAAAAAACAAAAAUAUGGGUAAAUUGUUGUCAGCUUUAGAUGAAUAACGUGAUUUAUUUUCUAAGCAAUGAGUAAAUCACAAUUUGAUGCCACUUUUAUUGUCAUAUUUGCUUUAUUUCCUGUCUGUUAUGCUCUUCAUGAAUUGACCUUUGGGCAAGUGUAUACAUUGUUAUUAAUGCAAACUUCAUUUUGAUUUUACAAUUCUGCAAAGAAAGCCUCAAUCAAUGCCUUCUGUUGUAUAUUAA